This is a messenger RNA of Rhineura floridana, 2760 nucleotides long. It is a transcript of the gene CPT1B, whose product is annotated as carnitine palmitoyltransferase 1B. NCBI's taxonomy places the organism in Eukaryota, Metazoa, Chordata, Lepidosauria, Squamata, Rhineuridae. The record is from RefSeq and is a predicted model, not a curated record. Gene Ontology annotation, cellular component: mitochondrion. The coding region runs from base 175 to 2493 and encodes 772 amino acids. Gene Ontology annotation, molecular function: carnitine O-palmitoyltransferase activity. The transcript has 19 exons. Gene Ontology annotation, biological process: carnitine metabolic process; fatty acid metabolic process.
CCCCGGCCGGGUGUCCGGUUACAGGAGGCGGGCAGGGAGCCGCGCAGGCAGGCAGGCAGGCGUGCCGUGCCGUGCCGUCCCGUCCGUACCAUCCCUGGGGAAGGGGCGAAACGGAGCCGCGACCCGUCUCCCCUCCCGCUUAACGGACCGGCAGGUAACAGCAGACCCUCCAAGAUGGCGGAAGCCCACCAGGCGGUCGCCUUCCAGUUCACCGUCACCCCUGAGGGUGUCGAUUUCCAGCUGAGCCGUGAAGCCCUCAAGCAGAUCUACUUGUCAGGCCUCUCAUCCUGGAAGAAGCGCUUUGCCCGCCUCAAGAACAGUGUCCUGACAGGAGUGUUUCCCGGCACACCUUCAAGCUGGCUGGCUGUUGUUAUAGCAACACUGGGCUCCACGUACUUCCGCGUAGAUGUGUCCAUGGGACUCCUGCUCAAGAUCCAGAAGCACCUGCCGCACAGUUCCUCCAUGAGCCCCCGGAAUCGAAUGGUGCUGAGUGCUGUCAUUUUCUCCACGGGCGCCUGGAUCUCAGGCAUCCUGCUCUGCCGGCAGACACUCAAACUUCUCCUCUCCUACCACGGCUGGAUGUUUGAACCCCACGGCAAGACCAGCCGCAGCACCAAGAUCUGGGUGGCCAUGGUGAAAGUGAUGUCUGGCCGCAAUCCGAUGCUAUACAGCUUCCAGACCUCCCUGCCCAAGCUGCCCGUGCCUCAUGUGAAAGACACCAUCCGGCGGUACCUUGAAUCUGUCCGCCCCCUGCUGGACACAGAGAAGUAUGAUGACAUGGAGGCUUUAGCGCUGGACUUCCAACAGCAGACGGCCCCCCGGCUCCAGAAGUACCUUGUCCUCAAGUCCUGGUGGGCCACCAACUACGUGAGCGACUGGUGGGAGGAAUACAUCUACCUCCGGGGAAGAGGCCCCAUCAUGGUGAACAGCAACUACUAUGUCAUGGAUUUCCUGUAUUCGACCCCCACCUCCAUCCAGUCUGCUCGGGCAGGCAACGCUGUGCAUGCCAUCAUGCUUUACCGACGCCGGCUGGACCACGAACAGCUUGCACCCGUGAUGGCGCUUGGUGUGGUGCCCAUGUGCUCCUACCAGAUGGAGAGAAUGUUUAACACAACGCGCAUCCCUGGAGAGGAGGCAGACACUCUUCUCCACCUGUUGGACAGCAGGCACCUGGCCGUCUUCCACAAAGGCCGCUUUUACAAGGUGUGGCUCUACCAAGCUGGGAAGCUGCUGUCUCCCCGUGACCUGGAGAUGCAGUUCCAGCGUAUCCUGGAUGACCCUUCCCCACCGCAGCCGGGCGAGUUGAAGCUGGCCGCUCUCACUGCCGGGGACAGAUGUUCGUGGGCCGAAGCCCGUGCCAAGUAUUUCAGCCGGGGCAGGAACAAGGUGUCCCUGGACUGCAUCGAGCGAGCGGCAUUCUUCUUGACUCUGGACGAAGACGCUCAAGGCUUCCUCUGGGAGCAGGAGGAGAGUCUGGACCGGUAUUCAAAGAGCCUCCUCCAUGGGCGCUGCUACGACAGGUGGUUUGACAAGUCCUUCACACUGGUGGUGUAUUGCAAUGGGAAGCUGGGUGCCAACGCCGAACACUCGUGGGCCGACGCCCCCAUUGUCGGGCACCUUUGGGAGUUCAUGCUGGCUAUGGACCAGUUCCAGUUGGGGUACUGCAGCAGUGGGCACUGCCACGGGGUGCCCAACUCCGACCUCCUUCCCCCGCAGCGCUUGAUGUGGGGCAUCUCUGAGGAGUGCAGCAAGGUCAUCGAGGCCUCCUACAGCGUGGCCAGGGCACUCGCAGACGACGUGGACUUCCACUGCUUCCGAUUCACUGAGUUUGGCAAAGGGCGCAUCAAGAAGUGCCGGACCAGCCCUGACAGUUUCAUCCAGAUUGCAUUGCAGCUGGCACACUUCCGGGACAAGGGCCGCUUCUUCCUCACCUACGAGGCCUCCAUGACGCGGCUCUUCCGGGAAGGCAGGACGGAGACAGUGCGCUCCUGCACCAGCGAGUCAACAGCCUUCGUACGCAGCAUGGCGGAUCCAAAGUGCAGUCCCUCGGAGUGCCUGCGGCUGUUCAAGAUAGCAGCCGAGAAGCACCAGCACAUGUACCGCCUGGCCAUGACCGGGGCUGGCAUUGACAGGCACCUCUUCUGCCUCUACGUGGUCUCGCGCUACCUGGGAGUGGACUCCCCCUUCCUGGCUAAGGUGCUGUCUGAUCCCUGGCGCCUCUCCACCAGCCAGACUCCGCAGCAGCAGAUCAAAAUGUUCGACUUGGAAUCCAAUCCGGAUUGUGUCUCCUCCGGUGGGGGCUUUGGGCCGGUGGCCGAUGAUGGAUACGGAGUCUCCUAUAUCAUUGCUGGAGAGAACCUGGUCACUUUCCACGUUUCCAGCAAGUUCUCCAGCCCUGAAACGGACUCAAAGCGCUUUGGGAAGAACAUCCAACAGGCGAUGCUGGACAUUGCAGCCCUGUUUGAAACGCCAGCCAGGAAAAUGGCCAACUGAGCCUGGACUGGCCCCUUUGCCGUGGGCCCGUUGUGGCCCGUACCACAAGGAAGCCACUGCCCGGCUGCAGAGCUGGCCACCCCUCCACAAGCAGAUUGCAGGUGGAUAUUGCUGCCACUGCCAUCUUCAGCUCUGACUUUUGCCUGGAGCCCCCUCUGCCCUGCCCAGGGGCACCCCGUGGACGGACACAAGAUUCUGGGGUGAGGAGGGCAACAGGGCAGGUGCCACUGAGAUGCCACUCAUAAAGGAGGAAUGUUUUUGGCUGUG